AGAAGUAUUCGAGAGGUUGCCAGCUGUUCAACAAAUAUUGGAGUCCACCUGAUUCAAGAUAUGUUUCCAGAAUUAAAAAAGACUCCAAGAUCAACAAAGAAACUUGCAGCCGCCAUAUCCAGCAGAAGAAGAAACAAAAGGCAGUACUUGCAACUGAAAGACAAAGCAGGCAGUCAAGGCAAAACUGGAAAAAGACUACUGAAAGACCGCAAGGAUCAAAAAUUACAACUUAAUGUGCCCAUUGGUUCACCACCAAGUAUAGAAACUACAGAAGACUUGGUGUCUUUGUCCCCAAGGCCAGCAUCGCCUUAUCCAAAUGAACAAGAUUCAUUUGAAGAGACCACUACAGUGGAAGAGACCCUCAACAUAACAACUAUAGAAGAGAGCUUCAACAUGUCACCAUUGAGCUCACCUACUAGUGAUAUUCCUUUAGCACGUUUAGCAGCUAAAGACCUAUCUAUUGAAGACUGUGACACAUCAGAUGAAGAAAUGGACAAAAGGCUGAUAGACUUUGUCAGGCAUUAA
Mytilus trossulus (common blue mussel) is the source of this 525-nucleotide messenger RNA. RefSeq lists its product as uncharacterized. The record is from RefSeq and is a predicted model, not a curated record. Bases 61 to 525 code for a protein of 154 amino acids. NCBI's taxonomy places the organism in Eukaryota, Metazoa, Mollusca, Bivalvia, Mytilida, Mytilidae. The transcript is spliced from 3 exons.